AUGUGUCCAGGCCGUAAAAAUUUAGCUAUCGACGAAAAUACAUGGAAAGAGACAUUAGUGCAAGCUCCUGGAAAACUAAUAGACGGAGAACACAAUCAUUUGGACAAUUUGCAUACAGAUAAUCUGGUAGUGAUGCGUAAGCGAGGCGUUCAACAUAAGAGAGAAUUGAGGAAAAGGAAGCAGAAAUGGUUGCAAAACGGGCACGGAACAUAUAGUCAACUGGCCGAUGAAGACGAAUUUUUUGAAAGUUCCGAAAAGUCACCAGAUAUUGUAUGUCAUUUCUAUCGCGACGGCAACGCACGUUGCCGCGUCAUCGAUAACCAUUUGAAGGUAUUGGCUGGAAAACAUAUUGAAGCGAAAUUUUGCAAAGUCAAUGUUGAAAAGUCGCCAUUUUUAUCACAACGCUUGCGCAUGAAAGUCAUACCAACAAUUGUUGUAAUCAAAAAUGGCAAAAUUAAAGAUUUCAUCGUCGGUUUUACCGAUUUAGGUAAUUGCGAGAAUUUUUCAACGGGCAUGGUUGAAUGGCGACUCGCUCAGUCUGGUAUCAUUAAUUAUAAAGGCGAUUUAAUGACACCGCCCAUUAUGAAAAGGAAAUUCGUUAAAAACCGUGCUCAGAUGAAUAUGCGUGGCGGUUACGAGCCCGAUGAUUCUGAAACUGAUUCCGAUGAUUAA
Molecule: messenger RNA, 672 nt
Organism: Glossina fuscipes
Lineage: Eukaryota; Metazoa; Arthropoda; Insecta; Diptera; Glossinidae
Product: thioredoxin domain-containing protein 9-like
Exons: 2
Coding region: 1-672 (223 amino acids)
Biological process (GO): microtubule cytoskeleton organization
Cellular component (GO): cytoplasm
Source: RefSeq, a predicted model, not a curated record